This is a messenger RNA of Salvelinus sp. IW2-2015, 213 nucleotides long. The record is from RefSeq and is a predicted model, not a curated record. Lineage: Eukaryota; Metazoa; Chordata; Actinopteri; Salmoniformes; Salmonidae.
UGAUCGGUGGCUCUGACUACAAGUUGAUCUACCGGCACUACGCAACACUGUACUUUGUGUUCUGUGUGGACUCCUCUGAGAGUGAGCUCGGUAUUCUGGAUCUAAUACAGGUGUUCGUGGAAACUCUGGACAAAUGCUUUGAGAACGUCUGUGAACUGGACCUAAUUUUCCACAUGGAUAAGUGAGUUCAAGUCCAUGGAAAUAAUUUACAAG